Messenger RNA from Biomphalaria glabrata, 1924 nucleotides. Its product is annotated as required for meiotic nuclear division protein 1 homolog. Gene Ontology annotation, biological process: positive regulation of mitochondrial translation. Bases 291 to 1643 code for a protein of 450 amino acids. The record is from RefSeq and is a predicted model, not a curated record. The transcript is spliced from 11 exons. Lineage: Eukaryota; Metazoa; Mollusca; Gastropoda; Planorbidae.
CAGAUGUAGACACAGUCUAGAGUGAAGAGUGACAAGAGAUCUCGAUCUUCAUCUAUAAUUAGAGAUCUAAAUUAUAUAAUCUAGAUCUAUAUCUACCUGUUGAUGCAACACACCAAGAGACAAACACGAUAAUUUAUUGAUUUAAUGAUUAGGAAUUAAUUUAUCGAGUGUAGUCUAGAGGCUAAGACUAAGAGACAGAGUGAGAGUGUCACAGAGUCAGUAUCAGUAGAUUUUGAGAGUCUGAGUGACUCUGAGUAAAGUAAUCUCAGUGACUGACAUAGAGUGAAGGAAUGGAAGGGCAUAUGUUCAAACUUUUACAUAAACUUAUUAAACCUCAUCUGCCGCGGUCAUUUGUAACAUCAAUGAAGCUUCCUGUCCUGCCAGGGGGAAUCACUAAAAGAUCAAUAGAAGAGCCAGCAGUAAAUUGUUUAUUCAGUGGGACGACAGUGUUGUCCUCAUCAUCAUCUCACUUGAAGAAAUCAUGCUGUACACAGCAUCGUCCAUUGUCCAGUGCAUGCAGCACUCUGAAAAGGAGGUCAUUGAUUUAUUGUUUAACACACAGUUGCCAACAACGUUGUUACACCAACUCACCGCAACAUCGUUACUCAACAAAAAUUGAAUCCUCUGCACUUCUUCAAGAUCAUUCUGCUCUGCAAGUACGACGGCAGACACGUAAAAAGAUUCCUAAAACAACUGACGAGAAUGAGACUUUACAAAAAGAUAAUGUAGUAGCCUAUGCAGUAGCUGAAGAAAUAGAUCUCAAGUCUCUAGAGAUUUUUUUGGUCAAGCAAGGUCUUUAUGCAGUGGAGAAAUUACCUUCAGAUGUUACUGAUGCCAUACACGUGAGAGGCAAAUAUAAUGUGGAGCAAAAGCCUAAAGAAAUAUUUGUAUUUGAGGAUGGAUCUGUGGUCUUCUGGUGUAUACCUGAAGUUGAAAGAUCUGCGUUCAUCAAAGUAUUAACAAAAUUUGCUGAAGGUCCAUACAUCUCCAGUCUUGUUUUGUUUGAAAGAGAGGAGAUGGAUUUCGUUUACGUCAAUGAUAGGUCUCAUUUACAAGGGGAAACAAUACAUAUAAAACUGAGUGAGGAAGAAAAAGACAAAGUCCUGGAGAUGUACAGUUUUUCUAAUGCAAUGGCACAGUCUGUAAAACUGGCCAUCUGGGAGAGUUCGUUGAACAAGUUUGUAUCCUCUAUAGAAGACAUUAUUGAGGAUUUGAGGAAAGGUCAUAAAAUUGGAAUCUCUCGGAGACAAAUACUGAUGAAAAUUGGGGAGCUGUUCUCUUUAAGGCAUUUAAUAAACCUAAGCUCUGAUUUGUUGGACACCCCUGAUUUUUACUGGGAUAGACAAUCCUUAGAGCCGCUGUAUAGAUCUUUAUACUUUUACCUCAACAUUGCCAAGAGAACAAGAGUCAUCAAUGAAAAGAUUAAUCACUGCUGUGAACUGACUGAUUUGGUGAACUCACAUCUCAAUGAUGCUCACCACACAAGACUUGAACUCAUGAUCAUCAUCCUUAUCUUGGUGGAGGUUCUGUUUGCCUGUGCUCGCUAUGCAGAGAAAUAUUUUGCUUCUCGCUCCAAGCAAGUGAAAAAUUCACCAGAAACAUUUCUAGAGCCACAUUUCACAUCAGACACUCCAUCAAACUAGAAACAUUUCUAGAGCCACAUUUCACAUCAGACACUCCAUCAAACUAGAAAGAUCAUAUGUGUGGGUGAAACUAGUUGAAUGUAUAAUCUUUAUUAUUUAAUGAUUUCGGACUUCUGGACAUUGUUCCUAGCAUUUAAGUUUUAUAAAUAAGUUAGUUGUAUUAAAAGCUGGUACUGAAGAACCCUCAUAUGGCAAUCAGUCCCAGUUAUUAGUUUCAAAUAAAUUGAAUAUGUUGUACUGUGAUUUAUUUGAACAAAUAAUAAAAUUACGAACUAUGAAAA